Molecule: messenger RNA, 3551 nt
Organism: Eucalyptus grandis
Lineage: Eukaryota; Viridiplantae; Streptophyta; Magnoliopsida; Myrtales; Myrtaceae
Product: alpha-mannosidase At3g26720
Exons: 29
Coding region: 145-3228 (1027 amino acids)
Biological process (GO): mannose metabolic process
Molecular function (GO): alpha-mannosidase activity; carbohydrate binding
Source: RefSeq, a predicted model, not a curated record
ACGCAACUACUUCCGUUUCCACGCUCCCUCCGUUGAAAUUCCCUCUCUCUCUCUCCUCUGCUAGCUGCAAGCAAUCGUCGUCUUCUCCACUUCGACGCUGCUGAUGCUCUGAGCUCUGCUGCUGCUGCUGCUGCUGCUGCACCGAUGGCGGCGGCGACGGCGGUUGUUCCGGUGGCUCUCGCGGCGGCGGUCGUCGUCCUCCUCCUGUCCUCCCUGGCCCUCUCCCCCGCCGCGGCGGAGGUCUCCACCCACGUGGCCUACAACACGAGCGCCGGGAUCGCCCCCGGCAAGCUCAACGUCCACCUGGUCCCCCACUCCCACGACGACGUCGGCUGGCUGAAGACCGUCGACCAGUACUUCGUCGGCGCCAACAACUCCAUCCGGGGGGCGUGCGUGCAGAACGUGCUGGACUCGGUGAUAUCGGCGCUGCUGGAUGAUAAGAAUCGCAAGUUCAUUUAUGUCGAGAUGGCUUUUUUCCAAAGAUGGUGGAGACAGCAGAGCGAGGCAAUGAGGAUUAAAGUGAAGGAGCUUGUCGACUCGGGUCGAUUGGAGUUCAUAAAUGGCGGGAUGUGUAUGCAUGAUGAGGCGAGCCCACAUUACAUUGACUUGAUUGAUCAGACGACUUUAGGCCAUUGGUAUAUCAAAAAGGAAUUCAAUCAGGUUCCUAGAGUGGGUUGGCAGAUUGAUCCUUUUGGACAUUCUGCUGUUCAAGCUUAUUUGCUUGGCGCAGAGUUAGGAUUUGACUCUCUCUUCUUUGCCCGCAUUGACUACCAAGAUAGAGCGAAGAGACUAAAGGAUAAAACUCUUGAAGUUAUAUGGCGAGGUUCCAAGUCCCUUGGAUCAUCUUCUCAGAUCUUCACUGGUGUAUUCCCUAGGCAUUAUGACCCUCCUGAUGGUUUUGUAUUUGAGAUAAAUGAUGUUUCCCCUCCUAUUCAGGAUGAUAUUUUCCUGUUUGAUUAUAAUGUCCAAGAGCGAGUUGAUGCCUUUGUAGCAGCUGCUUUGGCACAGGCCAACGUGACCCGAACCAACCAUAUAAUGUGGACCAUGGGUACAGAUUUCAGAUAUCAAUAUGCUGUGUCAUGGUUCAGGCAGAUAGACAAGUUCAUUCAUUAUGUCAAUAAGGAUGGGCGUGUUAAUGCUCUAUAUUCUACACCAUCCAUAUACACAGAUGCAAAAUAUGCAGCAAAUGAACAGUGGCCUCUCAAAACUGAUGAUUUUUUUCCGUAUGCAGAUCGUCCAAAUGCCUACUGGACAGGAUACUUUACAAGUAGGCCUGGAUUUAAAGGUUAUGUCAGGGUAUUGAGUGGUUAUUAUGUGGCUGCGAGGCAAUUGGAAUUCUUCAAAGGGAGGGCUAAUACAGGACCAAAUACUGAUGCUCUGGCCGAUGCCCUGGCAAUUGCUCAACAUCAUGAUGCUGUUAGUGGUACUCAAAGACAGCAUGUUGCUGCUGAUUAUGCAUUGAGAUUAUCAAUAGGCUACAUGGAGGCUGAGAAGAUGGUUACAUCUUCGCUUGCAUUCUUGGCCGAGCCAAGAGUGGGCGCAGGAGAGCAGAAGUCAACGUUGAGCUUUCAGCAGUGUCCUCUUCUUAACAUCAGUCACUGUCCUAUGUCAGAAGCUGCUUUGUCUGAUGGGAAAAGCUUGGUUGUUGUCAUAUACAAUCCUCUUGGGUGGCACAGAGAGGAGGUGGUACGAAUACCUGUUUCCACGGAAAAUGCUGUUGUUCAUGAUUCCAGUGGAGUAGAAGUUGAUUCUCAGCUGCUGCCUGUGUCCAAUGCCACUUCAAAAUUGAAAAGCUUCUAUGUGAAAGCAUAUUUGGGAACAUCCUCAAGUGAUUUAGUCAAGUAUUGGCUUGCAUUUCCAGUAUCUGUUCCUCCUCUUGGUUUCAGCACUUACACUGUUUCAAAUGCAAAGAAAAUAGAUCGUAGUUCGAUCAUGUCAACUGUAUACACCUCAGAAGAAAAUACUAAUGCUACGAUAGAAGUUGGUCAAGGGAGUUUAAAGCUGCUUUACUCCAUGAACGAAGGGGGACUUUCUCAUUAUGUCAAUAGUCGAACUCUGGUUACUGCAGCAGCUGAGCAAUCAUAUGGGUAUUACUCGGGAAAUGAUGGGACUGAUAAGGAUCCUCAGGCAUCAGGGGCCUAUGUCUUCCGCCCAAAUAUGACACACUCCUUAAAAUCGCAAGGCCAGGCUCCAUUGACCGUCAUACAAGGUCCAUUGGUGGAUGAAGUACACCGACAACUUAAUGAAUGGAUAUCUCAGGUUACCAGGGUUUACAAGGGAAAGGAACAUGCUGAAGUUGAGUUCACUAUUGGGCCUAUACCAACAGAUGAUGGGACUGGUAAAGAAAUCAUCACUCAAAUAAGGACUAAUAUGAAGACCAAUAAGACAUUUUACACGGAUUCUAAUGGACGUGACUUCAUCAAAAGGAUCCGUGACUUCAGGAGUGACUGGGAAUUGGAAGUGAACCAGCCAGUUGCUGGAAAUUAUUAUCCUAUAAAUUUGGGAAUGUAUGUGGAAGACGGUAGCAUGGAGCUUUCAGUGUUGGUGGAUCGAUCUGUGGGAGGAUCUAGUUUAGUCGAUGGUGAAAUUGAGUUGAUGCUCCAUAGGAGGCUUCUUCAUGAUGAUAUAAGAGGUGUUGGUGAGGUUCUAAAUGAAACAGUUUGCGUCCUUGAUAAAUGUGAAGGCUUGACUAUCCAAGGAAAGUUUUAUUUUAGAAUUGAUCCCAAAGGAGAAGGUGCAAGGUGGCGACGCACUGUUGGUCAGGAGAUAUACUCUCCACUUCUUUUAGCAUUCAGUGAGAAGGAUGUUGGUGAGCCACUGACUUCUCGCGUGACAACCUUUUCAGGAAUUGAUUCUUCCUAUAGUUUGCCAGGCAAUAUUGCCCUACUAACUCUCCAGGAACUUGAAAAUGGCAAAGUGUUAAUUAGGCUGGCUCACCUAUAUGAGGUUGGGGAGGACAAAGAAUAUUCGACCUUGGCAAGUGUAGAAUUGAGAGGGCUGUUCCCUAGCAGGAAGAUAAACAAAGUGACGGAGAUGAAUCUGUCUGCCAAUCAAGAAAGAGCGGACAUGGAGAAGAGGAGGUUAAUCUGGAAAGUCGAAGGUUCUACUGAUGAACCGGAGGUAAAGAGAGGAGGCCCUGUUGAUCCUGAAAAGCUGGUGGUCGAACUUGCCCCAAUGGAAAUCCGAACUUUCCUUCUGGACUUUGAUUAUCUUCGAGAGUUCCACUGAGGAACUUGUAAAGAGAGGAGGCCUAUCGAUCCUGAAGAGCUGGUGGUCGAACUCACUGCAAUGGAAAUUCGCACUUGUCUUCUCGACAUCGAUUAUCUUCAGGUCUCUGGUCCUUGAGGAGAAACAUAUUUCUCCUUUACAGUGCGUGCGGCAGUUUUUAAACCUUUCUUCUGUAUAAGCUAAUCUUGAGCUCCCUAUGCUCUUCUUUCUUUCAAUUUUCUACUAAUGACGAAGAGAGCUGCUGUACAUACAUCCGCUGAACAGAGGAAAAGUAAAUAGUAAAAUAUUUCUACCUUGUAUUAAGCAAUACACUUUUGCUCUAA